Molecule: messenger RNA, 363 nt
Organism: Vicia faba (fava bean)
Lineage: Eukaryota; Viridiplantae; Streptophyta; Magnoliopsida; Fabales; Fabaceae
Source: the annotation of a GenBank genome assembly
AUGGCAUCAUCAAACUCUCCUUCUCCUCCUCAAUUUCCAAAGAAGGCGAGGACAAAAGUUCGAGCAACCAAGGAUUCUCCUGAUGCAAGGGUUACGAAGAAGAAAUCCUUUAAGUCUCAAACUACUGAUGCUCUAUGUCAUAAGGUAAAGCACCUUCUUCCUGAGGAUAUUUUUCAACUUUAUCAAGAGAAACUUACGAAUAAGCCAGUUGAUAUUGAGUAUUAUGUUGAUGCCUCUGUUAAAGUUGAACUGAAGGAAAAUUUUGUGAAACUGUUUGCUAAUCAUAAAUUGUUGAAGUUUAUUGGGUUGAAAAAAAAGUAUAACCUUGAUUAUGUGAAAGCUUUCUAUUGUAAUCUUGUGUAA